Lactuca virosa is the source of this 1417-nucleotide messenger RNA. The record is from the annotation of a GenBank genome assembly. Lineage: Eukaryota; Viridiplantae; Streptophyta; Magnoliopsida; Asterales; Asteraceae.
GGACGUAGUCAAAAUAACCGCGCAAAAGACACAAAAAAACAUAUCCCCUGCAUUACAUCCCCAUCCUACCUGCUCCUACACCACCACAUCAACACUUACGUGGCGCGCAUUCGGCAACAAAACCGGGUAGAUAACCUGACGAAUACGUCGUCGUAUCAUCAUCUCCACGUCCAGCUUGUCAGCUCAACCGGUUUUCCUUUCCAUCUCCGGUGACCCCACUAAGCACACGAUCUUCCAGUAAUUUCUCCCACCCUCCAUUAAAUCAAACCCUUUGAUCUUCAGCUUCCCCAUCAUCAGUUUCUACAGCAAUCGUGCUUCGUGAUCUCUGAUUUCGUAUCACAGUCUUACUGAUCAUCUUCGCCGGAGCAAUACGAUGAUGUCUGGUGAUGAUUUAGAAGGCAGGGUAAGAUCGAAGAACAGUACCAGAACUACAGAAAAUUAUCAUUCAUCGUAUGCAGAAAGCUAUUGGACUUCAUGGUUGAUCCCUGUUUUCGUGGUUGUUAAUAUCGCUGUUUUCGUUGUUCUCAUGUACGUCAAUGAUUGCCCUAAACACAAUCGUUCGCGUAUCUAUGGCAAGUGUGUUGCGAGGUUUCUUGGUCGAUUCUCGUUUCAGCCCCUUAGAGAAAACCCUACCUUUGGUGCUUCAGCGAACUCCCUCGAGAAACUGGGAGCUCUUCAAUGGCGGAAAAUCGUGCACGGAAAUCAAGGAUGGAGACUUGUCACCGCUAACUGGUUACACGCCGGAUUGAUUCAUCUAGUCGCUAAUAUGUUAAGCCUCGUCCUCAUCGGCAUUCGCCUUGAACAACAAUUUGGAUUUCUUCGCGUGGGAUUGAUCUAUCUGUUAUCAGGAUUCGGGGGUAGCAUUCUUUCUUCAUUAUUCGUCCUUUGCACAUCAUGGUCUCAGUUGGUGCCUCCGGUGCUCUCUCGGUUUACUCGGGACAAUGCUCUCCGAACUCAUCACAAACUGGACAAUCUACUCCAACAAGGCGGCAGCAUUGAUAACACUUAUCAUCAUCAUUGGUUUGUUUUGCUACCUCGACCUCAAUUUGGGUGGUUAGAAAGACACAAUCUUCCAGCUGAUGUUCGUGUUAGAUCCAAAUACAAGGUUUAUCAGUAUGUGUUUGGUUUGAUUGCGUUAGUUCUUCUUGUUGCAGGAUUUACGAUGGGAUUGGUGAUGUUGUUUCAUGGAGAAAAUGGAUACAAGCAUUGCCAUUGGUGUCGCUAUUUGAAUUGUGUGCCUACUUCAAAAUGGGAGUGUAAUAGUAGUUAGUAAGUGUGGUAUAAUAGUGUGUGAAUAGUUGCAUAGUUUUUUUUUUCUUUGAAUUUGAUUGGUUUUUGUGUUGCAUUUUGUUUAUGAUGUUUGUAUUUUUGUUGAUGGAACUCUAUAUUUAUUCAUUCUUAGGGCAUUUAUAAUCUA